Amoebophrya sp. A25 is the source of this 1069-nucleotide messenger RNA. NCBI's taxonomy places the organism in Eukaryota, Dinophyceae, Syndiniales, Amoebophryaceae. The record is from the annotation of a GenBank genome assembly.
AUGAAUGGCGACAUUUGCAGAAUGGACAACUUAGAGUACAUCAAAAACUUCUUCAGUGACGCGAAAAAAGUGCAUCUCUACACCUCAGACGCGGGAAUCGGCCUAGACAUCGACGAAUUCGCAGAACAGGAAAAAGUCGAGUUCAAACUCAAACUCGCAGAAGUAGUGUGUGCACUACUCACUUUGAAGACAGGAGGCAAUAUGAUGAUCAAGAUGUACACUUUUUUUGAAAAGCUGACCAUAGACGUCUUGAUUUUGUUGGGUUUCUUCUUCCGGGAAUUGAAGAUCGUAAAGCCGUUGAGCAGCAAACCAACCAAUUCGGAGGUUUACCUGGUCGGGAAAGGGUUUGAAGAAGAUGAUCAAGGGGAUCAACAAGAGGCUCUUAAUGUUAAGGCUACCGCUAACGCAUCCCCCUGCAUCAUGAUCCUCGGCUUCUUUUUCAACGGAAAAAAGGCUCGGGGAUGGGCUCAAGGAUGCGACGUGGUAGCUCUAAUAAUGGUAAUGCUGAGAAAAACUGUGGUGGAUCCACGACAUCUGAAUCUGAAAGGAGCACUAUGAUCGUCCGACAACGCAUCCUCAACCUCUUUCUCGAAAAAAUCGAGCAUUUCGAAGAUACCAGCUGCAAGGACCCGAACGGUUUCGAUCUUGGCUUUUUGCCACCUGCAGCCAUACAGAAAGCGGAUAUCGCCACCUUCACUGGUGCUUCUUCGCAGAUUUAUUUGAAACAAGCUGUUUGGGUCAAUCGUAACCUCUUUUUCAUGCAUCAACACUGGAUAGAGAAGAAAGGACAAUUCACUAUCAAAUCCGUGAAUGACGCGAACAAGGUAGCGCGGCGCAUUCAGAAUGGCAUGAAACCUCUAGUCCAACGCUAUUUGGAGACAUUCAUUGACCAGUAUGAUUUCUACAGGGCGUUAGAAGAUGAUGAAAAUGAAGUACUCUUUUGAAGAACUCCAGCAAGAUAAACGCACGCUUAAUAAUAGUGAUCUUACCCCAGAAGAAGAACUCCUGUCGCCCCUGACCAUAGUUAGUUUGUAUUCGUAUAAAUCUCUGCCAUUCACGAAAAGCGCAU